AUGCAUUAACAUAUUACACUUAAUUGUUAAAAUACUAAAAAGGGAUAUCUAAUAUAGAGAACAGGAAACAAACCUGGAAGUAGAUUUAAUGAUAGAUAAUCAUUUGCAUAAUAUGUAAAUUAAUUGUCAGAAACAUAACAAUAAUUCAAUCAAAUUAAAUAAACUCCAAGAAAAGAUUCAUAAUUUAAUAGUCAUCCUAAUCUUCCUAAAUUACAUUCUCCAGAUAUUAUGAGUAGACGUUUUGUUUUGAAUGUAGCUAAAUGUCCAAUCAAUCAUUAUUAAUCUCCCAUUUUUAGACCAAAUGGAAUUACAUAAUAAUAAUAGUUUUUUCAUCCUGUAUAAUCACCUAGACAUUAUUCUCUUGAAAUAAGAAAAUCAUUAAUUCCAUAAACUAAAUUAACACCUAUCUAAAAGAAUUCAAUUAUUAAUCUUAGUGGAAGAAGUGUUAGAGAUGAAGAUAUGAGUUUAUUUUAUUAUAAAAUUGGUGGAGAUGAGGUUGUAGAUUAAUUAAAUGAAGAGUUUUAUCAUUUUUCAAGUUAACAUGACAUGAUUAAAAGUAUUAUAUUAAAUUUUAUUGUUUUUUUAAGACAUUGAAGAUCAUGAAUAAUAUAAAGCUCAUUUUAAGAUAUUUUUAGAAUAUAUUAUGGGAAAACCAGUAUUUUAUAAUCUUGAAUAACUUAAAGAUAAACAUAAAAAUUUAGGACUUAAAAAUAAUGAUUUCAAUCAAUUUAAAAAUUAUCUUAUUGUAUAUUUUUGUCACUUAUCUAUUAGACAUGCUUUUUAAAAGUUAAUAAAACUUAACCAGAGCAUGUCUUUGAAUUUAGUUCUAUGAUUGAAUAAUAUAGAUACUGUAUAAUUAAUAGUGAUACUCCAUUUGCUAUUAUAUAUAACCAAAAAACUGAAAAAUUAAGCACAAAAGAAGUUCCAGAUACAAUUCUGUGUAUGGCUGAAAGUAGUUAUCAAAAGAUCUUUGCAGAUAAUACUUUGGCUCAUUACUUUAUAGGAAUUUCACUUUAAGAAUAAGCUAAAAAAUUAGGUAGAAUUUUACAUUAAAUGAUGGGUUGGGAUUAGACUUCUGAUUAAGUAUUAGUUGAUAUGAGAUAAUCUCAUAAAAGUAUGCAUUUAAAUAAUGUACAUUUUACAUUAUUUAAAUAACAUAUGAUUGAAUCCAUGAGAUAAUUACAUAUUUAAGAGAAAUAAAUAGAACUUGUUACUUCUAGAAUGGAUGGGUAUAGAAGUUACAUCAUUAAUUAAGAUUCUUUACUUGACUUUUACAGAGAUUAACCUACAUUACUUUAAGUCUAAUAGAAAAAGUAUGUUUAGUUACUUAGAAGAGAUCAUAGAAUGUAACAAUUUCCUUAAGAGGCAUUUAAUAGACAUGCAUAAUUCAUUCUUAGAUAUCUCACACAUUAACAUUUACCUACCCUUACUAAUAAUGAUCUAUGGACUAUUCAUUCUAAAUAUAAUAUAUCUAUUGAAUGGAUUGAAUCCUUUAAAGAUAAUUUCUUUCUCUUAAUUUAAAAUCUCAACUUAAAUCCUCUUGUUGUUUAAGAUUAUGAGGAUAUAUGGUUUAAAUUAAAAAGUAACCUUACUCAAUAAUAUUCAAUACAAAAGCAUAUUGGCAAAUAAAAAGUUGAAUCAAUACUUACUAAAGUUUAAUUUAAAAUGCAAGAUAAUGAAAAUUAUAAUGAAUAUUUUAAAAAUGGCAAUUACUAAAUGAGUUAACAUCUCUAAAGGAUUAUGACAUUCAUAUUUAAAGAUCAACAUUUAUAUAAAUCAAAUGAUUUAAAGGUUAUUCAUUAAUCACUUAAAAUCAAAGAAUCUACAUUUGAUUUAUUUGUUUUAUUUUUAAAAAAUGCUAUGAAAGAAGAAUAAAUCAAUCAUCAUUUAAUAAAAUAAGCCUAAGAAACUUGUGAAUUUUAUAAGAAAAGCAUAUGUAAUUGA
Molecule: messenger RNA, 1944 nt
Organism: Paramecium pentaurelia
Lineage: Eukaryota; Ciliophora; Oligohymenophorea; Peniculida; Parameciidae
Source: the annotation of a GenBank genome assembly